AUGCCGGGCGAGGGACGGAAGUCGAAGAUCGUGUCCCAGGCGAAGUUUGCUGCUCGCAAGACUCAGGACGGGCUCGAGUUCGUAGAUGAGCAGCUGGCACAGGUGCAGGCCCAGCUCCAGGAGGUGAUGGCCUUGCAGCAGCAGCAGGCCAAAGCCCGUGGCGCUGCAGCUGCACAAGCUGUGCUCGCUGCCAAUGCUGCCAGGGACGAGCUGAAGCAGGAAGUGCAUCGAGUCAACCAGCUGGUCGAUCGAUGCAAAAAUUCGGGCGAGCUUCGGCAGAUUCUCUAUGCCCUGGUGGACAUGCCCAUAGAGGCUUUUCAUAAGGUGGUGAACACCGAGCGGUUCUCGGAGCAGCUGGUUAUUUGGCUGACGAAAGCUGCUUCUUCAAGGUGCCACCUCUUGGUUUGUCUCUGCCGGCUUAAGUCUUUGUCAGGGCUCUUCGAGAAUGGCAGAAUCGUCACGGUGCUCAGCGAGAUCGCGGCUCAGGAUCCUCACUUUGAAACUGCUGUGCUGGCCCGGAGAGUGUUGUCCCAGUGGCUUCCGGGAUCGUUCGUGGAGACUCCUGCUGUGGAAGUAACACGUGGAUAUACCAGCAGUGGUCAGGGCAAGGGCGGCGAGACUCCGAAAGCUGGUGCUCAGGGCAAGGGCGGCGAGACUCCGAAAGCUGGUGCGGGCAAGGGCGGCGAGAUCGGCAAGGAUGUGGCGGCGAAGGCUCCGAAGGCUGGUGCCAAGGGCGAUGCCAGCGAUGUGGCGGCGAAGGCUCCGAAGGCUGGUGCCAAGGGCGGUAAGGCCAGUGGCGGGGAGAAGGGCGAUGAGCAGAAGGCCAGUGGAUCGGCCAGUGGAGGAGGCGGACAGAAGUCGCGAAGCCGCACGCCCAAUCCGAAGCGGGCCAAGCGGUGA
Messenger RNA from Symbiodinium sp. CCMP2592, 900 nucleotides. The record is from the annotation of a GenBank genome assembly. NCBI's taxonomy places the organism in Eukaryota, Dinophyceae, Suessiales, Symbiodiniaceae.